AUGGAGCUGGCAGCCGGGAACCUCAGCGACGGGAACGCGAGCGGCCCCGAGCCCCCGGCCCCGGAGCCCAGGCCGCUGUUCGGCAUCGGCGUCGAGAACUUCAUCACACUGGUGCUGUUCGGCCUCAUCUUCGCGCUCGGAGUGCUGGGCAACAGCCUGGUGAUCACCGUGCUGGCGCGCAGCAAGCCGGGCAAGCCGCGCAGCACCACCAACCUGUUCAUCCUCAACCUGAGCAUCGCCGACCUGGCCUACCUGCUCUUCUGCAUCCCCUUCCAGGCCACGGUGUACGCGCUGCCCACCUGGGUGCUGGGCGCCUUCAUCUGCAAGUUCAUCCACUACUUCUUCACCAUCUCCAUGCUGGUCAGCAUCUUCACCCUGGCCGCGAUGUCCGUGGACCGCUACGUGGCCGUGGUGCACUCGCGGCGCGCCCCCUCCCUGCGGGCGUCCCGCAACGCGCUGCUGGGCGUGGGCCUCAUCUGGGCGCUGUCCAUCGCCAUGGCCUCGCCCGUGGCCUACCACCAGCGCCUCUUCCGCUGGGGGGUCAGCAACCAGACCUUCUGCUGGGAGCAGUGGCGCGACCAGCGCCACAAGAAGGCCUACGUGCUGUGCACCUUCGUCUUCGGCUACCUGCUGCCGCUUCUGCUCAUUUGCUUCUGCUACGCCAAGGUCCUUAAUCAUUUGCAUAAAAAGUUGAAGAACAUGUCAAAGAAGUCAGAAGCAUCGAAGAAAAAGACUGCACAGACAGUUCUGGUGGUGGUUGUGGUCUUUGGGAUCUCCUGGUUGCCACACCACGUCAUCAAUCUCUGGGCCGAGUUUGGGGUCUUCCCGCUGACCCCUGCCUCCUUUCUCUUCAGGAUCGCCGCCCACUGUCUGGCCUAUAGUAAUUCCUCGGUGAACCCUAUCAUAUAUGCUUUUCUCUCUGAAAAUUUUAGGAAGGCCUAUAAACAAGUGUUCAAGUGCCACGUGCGCAAUGAGUCACCUCUUAAUGAUAUGAAAGAAAAUAAAAGUCGAAUAGACACCCCGCCGUCCACCAAUUGCACUCACGUGUGA
Molecule: messenger RNA, 1050 nt
Organism: Hyaena hyaena (striped hyena)
Lineage: Eukaryota; Metazoa; Chordata; Mammalia; Carnivora; Hyaenidae
Gene: GALR1
Product: galanin receptor 1
Exons: 3
Coding region: 1-1050 (349 amino acids)
Biological process (GO): G protein-coupled receptor signaling pathway; positive regulation of cytosolic calcium ion concentration; negative regulation of adenylate cyclase activity
Cellular component (GO): membrane
Molecular function (GO): galanin receptor activity
Source: RefSeq, a predicted model, not a curated record